AGCUGCGAGGGAAUCCUGCGGCGCUCUUAGGAGUCAGCACCAUGGCAGAAGACAUCAAGACCAAAAUCAAGAACUACCGAACUGCCCCUUUUGACAGCCGCUUCCCCAACCAGAACCAGACCAGGAACUGCUGGCAGAACUACCUGGACUUUCACCGCUGCGAGAAGGCAAUGACUGCUAAAGACGGUGACGUCUCCGUGUGCGAAUGGUACCGGCGUGUGUAUAAGUCCCUCUGCCCCAUAUCCUGGGUGUCAGCCUGGGACGACCGCAGGGCAGAAGGCACAUUUCCUGGGAAGAUCUGAACUGGCCUAUCCCACUUCUUCCCUGUCCUUCAUCCUUCUCCCAGGGUGGUGAAGGGGGACCUGGUUACAUAAUGACCCCCACCCUGGGAUCCUGAAUCAUGAUAUAACUAAUAAUAAAAACUUACUGGAAAAAAA
Choloepus didactylus (southern two-toed sloth) is the source of this 437-nucleotide messenger RNA. Its product is annotated as cytochrome c oxidase subunit 6B1. The transcript has a single exon. Bases 42 to 302 code for a protein of 86 amino acids. NCBI's taxonomy places the organism in Eukaryota, Metazoa, Chordata, Mammalia, Pilosa, Megalonychidae. Gene Ontology annotation, cellular component: mitochondrion; respiratory chain complex IV. The record is from RefSeq and is a predicted model, not a curated record.